AUGGCUCUCCACAUGCCGCCGCCCGUGUCGCCAAAGAUUACGGGACCCCUCGCCCCCCGGACCGAAGGGAAGGGCCUGGUCCUGACGUGCCAGUCCCGUGGAGGCCGGCCUCUUCCCAAGCUGGUCUGGUACAACGGCACGACGCGCCAGCCCCCGGUACGGUCUGUCAGCAGGGUGCUGCACAAAUCCGAAUCGGUGUCUUCCGAACUGGUGCUACCUUUCCUGACGAGGUGGGAUAAUGGCGCCAACAUCAGCUGUGUAGCAGACCAGGGCUUCCCGAAAAUAGCGCCGCCCAGAAGCACCUUCAGGCAGAUCCACGUGCGAUACGCCCCUGUUGUGAGUGUGCCCGAGCCGGUAGUGCAGGCGGUAGAGGGCGCACCUGUCAACAUGACGUGUGAUGUGGACAGCAACCCCGCGGCUGAAGUCCUGUGGAGGAAGUUCGGAGGAUCUCUCCCUGAAGGUGCACAACAAAGAGGACCAGUCCUGACCAUACCGAAGGUGACCAGACCUGAUGCUGGGAUCUUCCAGUGUCGGGCCGACAACGACGUCAAACCAGCGGGCUUCGGGACAACCACGCUAGAAGUGCUGUAUGCUCCGUCCAUCAAGCCUAGUUUCGAGCCCGAGGUGAGCGUGCUGUACGGCCAGGAGGUGUUCCGGCAGGACUGCACGGCGGAGGGGAAGCCCCGGCCCCGUGUGCGCUGGCUCAGGCACGACACGCACCGCCUGUACGAUAACCCGCUCACGCUGGCGCCCGUCACCUACCAGGCCGAGGGGCGCUACGUCUGCGUCGCCUCUAGCGUCGGGUUUCCGGACGCCAACAGGGAGACGUCAAUCAACGUCAUAGGCAGACCCGACGUCCUGAGCGAUCCGUCCACCACAUCUCUGGCGGGAGGAGACUCCAUCCGGCUCACCUGCACCAUCGCCGCCGACCCGCCUCCGGACAGCCUGGUUUGGACGUUCCGCGGACAGGACGGAGAGGAGACCCGUUACCAUGGCGGCAAGAACGGUGACGUCACCGUCACCACGGUCGUCACGGACAGAAUACGGAGCGUACUGGCUAUAGACUCCGCCUACGCCUGGCACUCCGGGGACUACGUGUGUAAGGCCACCAACAUGUUCGGGUCAGACCAGGAGGAGUUCAGGGUGAGGGUCAAAGGGUCCAAGUGGGUUCUCAUCGCCGCCAUCAUCGUGUCAGUGGCUACGGGAAUUCUACUGGUGACUAUAGGCAUCCUGUGUCUCGGUCUGAGGAGGGGCUGGAUCUUCUGUAGGAAGGCUAACGGUACAGCGGACAGACCUGACAUCGAUCCCGGACUCUACACGUCACCACAGGUGGACCACGAGAUCUCACUGCCGUCUUCAUUCGACAUCAGAGCCGAUCCUGAGAAAGCAGACCUGUGCCAAAGGGACCUAAUGGCGAGACGGUUCAAACCCCUCCCCCCUGCCAAACUGCCGCCGGGCAGAUUUCAGCCUGUUCAGCCUGAACACCACACGUCAUACGUGUGGACAGAAGCAGUGCCUGAUUACUCCAGCACCGAGCGGCUGAGGCCGACAGACGACAGAAGACUUCCCGACCAGAAGCAGCAGCCUCGAGGCGAUGGAGCAGCAACGUUCUGCCGAUCGGCUCGACGUGUGGACGGGCUCGGAAAACCGACAACCGACAGUGCCAGACACGAGACCGACUGGAGAACAGCUCACAGCAGGAAGGCGGCGGCAGAGGACUAUCGCCAUAGGAGAAAGCAGAUCAUAGCCAUAUUAGCGGACUAAUCGUGUUAAUGCUAUUUCACACAAGCCGUGUGGUCUACUGAUGCUCUUUGCGAUAUCUCCUUAAAUGUAGCAUUUGAUAAGUAACUUAGACUGCUUAAUAACACAGCGGUUGGACAGCCUCGCUUGGUGGAUAUGCAGUGUCUUACUUUAUCUAAAUGAAACCUUUGGACUUUACGAAGAAUAUCUGUAACAAACUAAACAUAACUGUUGUAAAUAUUGUUGAGAUGAUGAAAUGUUGCCUCCCUCCCCCAUCUAGGCUUUUCGGCCCCCUCCUCCAUCCGGCCUACCUGUUCACUCUAUCCGGAAACUAUGACAGUCCACCUUUUUUAUACAUCAUAUAUCGUUAGUUGUAAUUCCCAGACAGUGAUAAUUGCUAUCAUCAUAAGCUGCAAACGUUUUCUUUACCUGCUGGUUUCCUUCAUAACGCCUGGGAUGCUCUGUUGGGUUAUUGGUGGGAUGAAACAUUAGUUUGCUCUCGCAGCAGUCAAUAACUCGUUACGCCUCCUUAGAAGCUUUUAAUCUACAGAACCAUACUGUUUGACUGAUUUACUCACACCCGUAACGGUUCGUAUUCUCAAGCAGAUGGCUGUUUUAACUUAAAAGUCAAUUUUCCCCUUUAUUGUAAUGCCUAUAAUGUCGGGACUCCUGCAUCUAUACCAUAUUAUUAGAAGCCAAAUGUCUUUAUUUACAAAGAUUCCCCUUUCCAAUAAUUUUACAGCUGAAGUUGGCACACUUAACAUUUGAGUUGAUCGAAGAACAUGCUGCUUGAAUUAUAGCUACUUCUGUUUGAUGUUCUUCUGAG
This is a messenger RNA of Branchiostoma floridae (Florida lancelet), 2566 nucleotides long. RefSeq names its product hemicentin-2-like. The coding region runs from base 1 to 1764 and encodes 587 amino acids. NCBI's taxonomy places the organism in Eukaryota, Metazoa, Chordata, Leptocardii, Amphioxiformes, Branchiostomatidae. Gene Ontology annotation, cellular component: cell-cell junction. Gene Ontology annotation, molecular function: cell adhesion molecule binding. Gene Ontology annotation, biological process: cell-cell adhesion. The record is from RefSeq and is a predicted model, not a curated record. The transcript has 13 exons.